Messenger RNA from Suillus paluster, 1446 nucleotides. RefSeq lists its product as uncharacterized. The transcript has a single exon. The coding region runs from base 285 to 1151 and encodes 288 amino acids. The record is from RefSeq and is a predicted model, not a curated record. Lineage: Eukaryota; Fungi; Basidiomycota; Agaricomycetes; Boletales; Suillaceae.
GGACAGUCACAAUGAUAUGCCACAGCCAUCCCACAGCGCAAUUAAUAUUGUCAAUGCAUGAGUAGUAAACAUGUUAGAACGGUGAGAGAUCGUGUGGAUCCUUCAUGUGAUGUACACUAAAUUGGUGGUGCAUGGGCAUCAAUAGACAAUGCUUAAAUUGAGGAUCCACAAUGUCUCACCAAUACCAAAUAACUGCACAGGCCGCUAUCAAGGUUAAGAGUUGAACCCAAUGGAAGAAAUGUGACAUUACCAAGCCCUCGAUUCACAACAGUGCUUGACAAGCAAUGUAUUUCCCCUUCCCUGCCAGGAGCUAUGCAUCAUACCGCACUGUGAAUCCGGCACCUCUGCGAACUCCCGAUGCUGCGUUGUCCCGAGCUGCAAAUUCAGCAUAUAUAUACACUCAAGAUGUUGCAUCAUACCGCGCUGCCGAUCAAGUAGCCCUGCAUCCACGUGCUCCACUUCUAGGAGCACCACCGUCAGACGAUCCGAAUCACCUCCUACCAUCGCGUCGCCCCUCAUACUCCUCGAUUACACAACCUGUGCUCAACUCUCCUAGUUAUUACAAAUCAAUGGAAGCGUUGGCUAAACAAGAGGCCACUAAGGCAGCACCAGCACUUUUGCUACCUCCUCAUGUUGCCUCAGUGUCGUCUUCCGGUAGAUCCAUCACUGCGUCUUCUGGACCAUCCACAGGACGGUUGGCGUCUAGCACUGAGUUAGCCCUUUCCUUUCCGACCGAUAGUAGACAACGUGCGAAGUCACAAUACACCAUUGGGGACAAGAUGCUCCGGCACCAAACUGUUCAUCGACAGACCCACCAACCCCUUGUUCAUCAAGCACCUGCAACUAUAUACCAACACCUGAUGUCGAAGGUCGUCGCACUGAUCGCUGCCGUCGCAGCAGCACGUGAAGAUCCCAGGAGAUCCUGUGGUACCCAGUAUGGGUUAUCGCAAUUAAGGACUGGAUAUUUUGCAAUUCGAACACCCAUACAGUGGCGUGCAACAUUGCACCGCAAUAGGUCCUAUCACAUCAGUACAUCAUCGACACGCGCAAAGAGCCACAAAAAAGUUGGGUUAUCCCCGAUUUUGCUCAGGUCCUGCAGCAUGUGGAGACUGAGCGCAACGGUAACCGCAAGGUCGGACGUCGAAAGGUGAUUCCACUGGUGGAGAACAAGCCAGAAAAACCAAAGAAACGAUUUCUCCCUGCCCAAAAUCCUUUCCGGGAUGUCAACGACCAGAUCCGCCAGCAAGCAGCCUUUGCUUUCAUGACAGAUGCCAGCCUGGACGGGAUCGGCAUGAUCAUUGCAUUUGGAGCCUGUUGGAAAUAUCUCGAGUUCGAUCGUCCACCAAAUUCUUAAUUGAGGACAUGGACGGAGUACGGUGGAGUGGGCCUAGAGGCCCACUUGAGAGAAGUGACUUCAAGCCUCACACAAUGGAGGUGCGAUGGGUG